UUUCAGAUUAGAAUUGUACUCGUCGCAGUCAAGUACAUUGUGCGCGCUAACUAGAGGAAUAUAAAUUUUACAAAAAAUUAUAAUACAGAUUAUUUAUUUUAAUUAUUAACAAAUACCAAAAAUGAGCGAGCAAUGUAUUUAAAUUUGAACAAUGGCUUGAAAAUGCCAAUUCUCGGUUAUGGCACUUGGAUGGCUUUGACGCUACAAAAUUUUGGCUCUGAAGAUCAUACAGAUCAUAUUCCUUGGAACUCAGGUGAGGCUACUGAGCAAGAGAUAACCGUUGCUAUGAAUGAGGCGCUCAAGGUGGGCUACCGCCAUAUUGAUACGGCACCGGUGUAUUUAAAUGAAAAUGCCAUUGGAAAUGUAUUAAGCAAGUGGUUUUCUUCGGGCAAAAUCAAGCGAUCGGAUCUAUUCAUCACUACCAAGUUGUUACCACCAGGUGCCGAUAGACCCGAUCUAGUUGAGUUGAGAUUGCGAAAAUCACUAGCGGAUCUUCAAUUGGAUUAUGUUGAUUUAUAUUUGAUACACAUACCUUUCUCUGUGUUCGUAGAUGAGAAAGGCGAAUAUAAGCGUUAUGAAGAUGGAACAAUAAUUGUUGAUCCCAGCACUGAUCAUGUAGCCCUUUGGAAGGAAAUGGAGGGACUGGUCGCUAAGGGUUUGACCAAAUCGAUUGGUAUUUCCAAUUUUACAGUGAAGCAAAUCGAAAGAAUCCGUCAGAACUGCACUACUCAGCCAGCAGUCUUGCAGAUCGAGUACCAUAUAUAUUUACAACAACCACUACUGAUCGAUUAUUGCAAAUCUGCAAAUAUCGCCGUGACCGCCUACUCUCCGCUCGGCUCCAAAGGAGUAGGUUCCCUAAAUAAGUUGGCCGGUAUCGAACGUGAACUACCUGAUUUACUUGAAGUGCCCGAAGUGAAGGAAAUCGCGCAGAAUCAUAACAAAACUGAGGCACAAAUAUUGCUACGUUGGAUUGUGCAAAAAGACAUCUCGGUUAUACCAAAGAGUACCAAUACGAAACGCAUGCGCGAGAAUAAGGAUAUCUUCGAUUUCAAAUUGAGUGCGGCGGAAAUCGAACAGCUUAACAAUUUGGAUGCCAAUUUGCGUAUUGUGAAUUUCUCACUUUUCAAAGGCACUGAGAAACACCCAGAGUUCCCUUUCUAAACGUUUAUGUUACGAAUGAGAAAUACAAUAACCGAUUUACUUAUUUAAUAUGUUUGGUGGAAUAUGGAAAGAAUUUUUAUUAAAUAUUAAAUUGUCGAAAUUAUAUAAAAUAUGUUAUUUUUUUAUAUUCUCUAGUUUUUAUCAUUGUAUUUAUAUGUUAUUAUUAUAAAUUCUCAAAUUUCUUGA
This is a messenger RNA of Zeugodacus cucurbitae (melon fly), 1347 nucleotides long. Its product is annotated as aldo-keto reductase family 1 member A1. The coding region runs from base 133 to 1161 and encodes 342 amino acids. Gene Ontology annotation, molecular function: aldose reductase (NADPH) activity. Lineage: Eukaryota; Metazoa; Arthropoda; Insecta; Diptera; Tephritidae. The transcript has 7 exons. The record is from RefSeq and is a predicted model, not a curated record. Gene Ontology annotation, cellular component: cytosol.